UAUGAGAUCACCAUGGAAACAGGCUGCUGGAGACAUGCUGGAACCACGUCAAAGGUUACCAGACAGUAUUGGCAAGAUUUGGAAAGUACAGAUUUGGCAUAACAACUUUGGUCCUUCACCCAGCUGGUACCUCUCCAGGGUGAUUGUCCGUGACUUGAAUACCGGCAACCUGUACUUGUUCCUGUGUGAGAAAUGGCUGGCGGUAGAGGAACAGGACGGCAAGGUGGAGAGGGAAUUCAUGGCACUCGAUGGUACUCUAGACUUCAAUAAGGCGUACAUGACAAAAGUGGUGGAGUAUAUGGCAGACUUCCACAUCUGGUUGUCAUUGGUUACGUGCCCGCCCUACAGUGGUUUCAUGCGGUGUGAACGGCUCACAGUGUGCCUCACCAUGCUGCUCGCCUACAUGUGCCUGAAUGCCAUGUGGUACCGGUCCACUGUCACUGAGGUGGGCGAUUUACGUCACCAUGGAGAGUUUGGGCUGCUGGACGUAUCCUGGCAGAGUGUGACAGUGGGCGCCAUCUGCUGCGCGGUGGUAAUCCCCCUCGGUCGCAUGCUCGAGUUUCUCUUCAGGCGCAGCAAGCCCAAGCAUGCCUCCAACGUUCCCGCCAAAGACGCUGUGACCGACUGGGAACCAGACUACCCAAGUGGGAAACCGAAUGAGGCUGAGAGCGAGGCUUCCUCAGAGCAGGUGCUUCCAGUUAUGACGUACUCGCUGUUCGACCAGUCCAUCCUCAACUGGCCCAACAUACAGACCUGGGCACAGAAACAGUGGAUGAAGCGCCAGCAGACGGGCAGGUCAGUGCAGGAAGGAGGGGUGAGCGGGGGCAGUGAGGGGUCGGGUCACAGUCACCCUGGUAACCACAUCCUGGGCCCCUGCAGUCACCAUGGUAACCACAUCCUUGGCCCUGGCAGUCACCAUGGUAACCACAUUAUGGGCCCUGGCAACAGUCACCAUGGCAACAACAUCCUGGGCCCUGGCAUACCAGUGCACCCAGUGGAUCUGGCUACAUUGAACUGUCAAGAUUCGGAGCUGGACCAAGCCUCUAGUGGAUUUGAGGACUGCCACUUCCUGUUGCAGCAGAAGACGUCUGCUGACAGUACGCACACCACUGCAGCGCCCUCUAUUAACGAGAGCUUGCGCGUACACAAGCCCCAGUCACUGCCCGACAGUCUUGGGCUACUCUUUACUAAGCAGCUCUCCGAGGGAGGGAGUGCCAAGACUAUCAAGGCACCGUCCAUAUCUAGCAACGGGAGUAACAAGUCCGUGCUACAAGAUCGUAGGAAGGGUAGACUAUUCAGUGAGCUGUACCUACCGUUCUGGUGUCGCUACAUCGCCUGGUCGCUGUGUGCAGGGGUGUGUGUUGGGGGUGCCACUGUUACAGUCAUGUAUGGAUACACAUUUGGUACAGCAAAGAGUACACUAUGGUUACAGUCACUAUACUUCAGUAUGAUGAUCUGUGUCUUCAUUGCUAACCCUGUGCUGAUCAUGAUCACGGUGGUGCAUGCAGCCCUGGUGUACAAGCAUGACCCGAUGUCUGCGGAUUGUCAUGGUUACGAGAUCUUCAACCACGAGAAGGCGCAGGAAGAUCUGAAGCGCUGGAAACAGCAGCUUGAGGACUGGGAUGAAGGGGAUGCACUGGAGAGGGGCGUCGCUGCAAGGCAGAGGUCACGGUACUUGAGGUUUGCGAGGCCCCCACAGGAGAAACAACUGAUUGAGGCACGCAAGAGGGUCAUGAAGGAAAAGAGGGCCAUUAUCAUGUUCAGGGAGGUUGUAGUGUUUCUGGUGUCCAUGGUCUUGUUACUGGUAAUCGCGUAUGGAAAGAACAAUGUUCCAAGUUACCACCUUAACCGUGCUGUGAAGUCAAUGUUCAUCAAGGAAAGUAUGCCAACCUCCACCAAGGGCAGUAAUCCACACCUUGCCAAGGGAAGUUAUCUAAACAUUACCUCCCCUGAGCAGUGGUACCAUUGGGCAAGGAUUGACCUGCUGUCAGCUAUUGAUGCUGUGCCGAAACUACCAACCAUCUUUUCUAAGUCCCAUAACUCUAGCUCCUACCUUAGUCUGUUCAUGAUUGGGGAGAUGACACUUCGCCAACAGAGGGUCCAGGAAACCAUCUGUCCCGAGGCUCUACCUUAUGCUCAUGCAAGUUGCCUCAGUAACCAUGGUGAAGUUAAAGGUCCUUUCCUUGGCAACAUACCUAACCUGACGUACAGUGAAGGUGCAUCUGGGAAUUUAAUGAUUGGCAACUAUGGAAUAUAUGACGGCAGUGGCUUUGUUUUGCCGCUGAGCUGUAAUAGGCUAGCAGCAGAAGACCAGAUUAACACUCUAGCCCAGGCAGGCUGGCUGGACAGACACACGAGGGUGGUAUUUGUAGAGCUUACCCUUUACAACCCACCAACCAACUUGUUCACCGCGGUACGAGUGACGUCUGAGUUCUCAAACAUGGGUAGGAUUACCUCCCAUGUUGAGGUGACGUCAACGCAGCUCUUCAGAUAUGUCACACCGUGGGAUAAUAUUCUCUUGGCGUGUGAGUUGCUCUUUUUUGUGCUGAUGAUGCUGUUUGUGAAGAAUCUGAUCAACAAGUUGAUGCAAGAUGGCAGGGGAUACUUCUUCAACCUCUGGAAUGCGCUCAAUUUCCUCAUCUGCCUGGUAUCUAUGUUCUACUGCGGCAGUUUCAUAUACCGCUUUGUGAUCGUGGCGGACCUAAUUGAGAGGCUACGGAGCACUUACUACGAGAAACAUGUCAAUGUCUGCUUUGUUACCUUCUGGGACGAGAUGCUACGCUCCCUGGUGGGUAUGCUGGUGUUCCUAUGCACUGUAAGGUGUGUCCGUCUGCUACGGUUCAAUGCACAGUUUGCCAGGCUGGGAGAUGUCUACCGGAAGGCGCGACGAGAGCUUGUCAUCUUCUUUGGAAUAUUCUGUGUGCUGCUGGCGGCCUACUCCAGCCUGGGCCAUCAGCUAUUUGGCUGUAUGAGCUUGACCUUCCGUGACCUUUGGUCCAGUUUGCUAGGGGUCACAGCUCUCCUGUCCGGGAGGAAAAUUCAGUGGCAGAGGCAGAAUGGGGUACUUCCUGUUGGGACAGACAUGUUCUUGCUGAUGAUCAGCACAUUUGGAACAGGAAUUAUGGUUGCAUAUAUGGUGGCAGUUCUGUCGCACUUCCUGCGAUCUCGCAAGAAACGUCGUCUGUUUGCCUUGGACAUGCGAGAAACACUGAUGUUCUAUUGGGAACAGUUCCAGCUGUGGACUGGUUUGAAGAAACCAUUAAUUGAAGAAGAACCAGUCAUCAUUUUACCACCGGAGUUUACAAUGGCUGAGAUAGAGUACCAGGUAGACGAGCUGUUGUUCCGGAUGAACGCACUCACGGGAUCACAUGGCCUACCGGAGAAGCCCCCCUGCUACCUCACCGACUCAGACUGCACCUACGGGGCUGGGGAUGAUGGGAUAUCUAGCGGGGGGUCUGAGGGUGGCCAGGUGUUCACAGAUGACCGUCUGGAGCAGCGUGUACAGAAGAUCGAGGACAACCUGUGCUCACAGGAGCCCUUCCUGGCUCAGCUCCUCAAGCUGGACUGCCUCUUCUCAGACGACCUCUCACAGCAGAAAGAGAAACAGCUCAGAAGCCACCUGGAGAUGGAGAUAUUCCGUCAGCUGCAGAUGCAGAGGCAGGACUCAGGCAAGGGAGACCAUUCUCGCACCACUGACAAGGGAGGUAACCCCCAGCCCCCAGCUGACACCGAACAAGGCUCCCCAGGCAAGAUGAAGGCACCACACAGUCCAGGGCAGAACUCGACUUCCUCUGAAGAGAUGGUGAAGCUAUCAGCAAGUGCAAACAAGACUGUGAAACCAAGGAGGACUCGAAACAAUUUCACUGUGAAAACGAUUCAAGACCUGCUUGCAAAAUCCGGACAGGAGGUCCCAGAAUUUCUCCACGAGAACUCCAGCUCUAAUCCAGACUCGCCAAAAGACAAGAAAGUAUUCUCUAAAUCUCUGAAACCUAUCCCCGCUCCAAAGCCCUUGCCACACAAAAGACAGAAUUCCACUUCCAGUUCGGAAAAGGUAUCUGAUGCCUCCAAUGGCAACGAGCCUGAAGUGUUCAAGAAGCCAACAAAACCAACGUUUCUCCAUUCAAGAGAAUCAUCUUUAUCUGAAGGCCCCAGAGGAAGUCCAAUAUUAAAGUUACGCACAUGCUCGGGAACAGAAAAGAUGCCAAAAUCAGAUGGCCAUCUAACGAUCCCACCGGACACAAGCUCUGGUUCAGAACAAGAUGGGAUGCAAGUGGGUAAAAAACUUCUGGGAAAACGAAAUCUCCGGAAAACAAAGUCUCGUGGUAAAGGCAAAGGACCAGACAAUUUGGAACCAGAGUUGGUGCUUGAUGAAUUAGACUUUGAGGAUCACCAGGACUUGCUGGACUUGGAAGGUCAGCAGCAAGGAAAGGGACUUGGUGUUGUGGUGCUUGAAACAGUUGAAGGAGGGAAUGGAGCUGAUUUAAAACCAGCACAAAUGCCAUUUAACAAGGAACACGUUGUAACAGCUGAUGUUCACCAGGUGUAUAUGUAAAUCCCUUGCUCUAGUAUAGAUUCUUUGUGCUAACAUUAAACUGUAGAUCUUGAAAAACUGUGUUUUGAAUCGAGUAGUUCAAUACAAAUUUUAAAGAAAGAGUGAACCGUUUACUAAUGUCAAUACAUCUUACAUUUGAACUUUAUUUUCAUUGUUGGAUAUUUAAGAUCAAUUGUAAGAUUUAAGAUUAUGUUGAUAUGUUUGAAUUUAAAUGUACAUUGAUCUUUUGCUUACUUUAAAGUGCAAUAUCUAUAUAAAAGAUCCAUUGUUAGUUGUUGAGAUUAUUAUCCCUCACCUGUUUUGGCGUUGUCCGUCCGUCCUUCCGUCCGUCCGGCACUUUUGUGUCUGGAGCCAUAUCUUGGAAGUGCUUUGGCAGAUUUCAUUGAAACUUGGUAUGAGUAUAUAUAUAUGGAUAAGAGGAUGAUGCACGCCAAAUGGCAUUGUACACCAUCUGUUAAUAACGGAGUUAUGGCCCUUUGUAUCUUAAAAAAAUGCUUUUUUAGUGUCAAAUAUAACACUUUUGUGUCCAGAAGCAUAUUGGCGGGGGAUAUCAAUUCAAUGAAUUUGCUUGUUUAAUAUUAAAGCAUAAUUACUGUUUGUAAAUUCACACUUGUGUUGGUUAUAACUUAAAUGCUUUGUAUAAUCACAUGUAUACAUUUUGUAAUACAUGUUUACAUUACACAAUUGUUAGUUUUAAAAAUAGUAACUUUAGGAGGCAAUUUAAUUCAGAUAUGGAGUUAUCCCAUAGAAAAGGUAUUAUUUGAGCCUCGUUGUGGCAAAACUGGACUUAAUGCAUUGCAAGCUGGGAUAUGUGUCGUCUGCUAAAUUGGUGUCUGCUGAAUUUCUAAAAUCAUCAUUUUCUUCACUUUUUUUCAGAGACCAUAAUCAGAAUAGCAAACAGUUUUGAUCCUGAUCACACGCCAAGUUUUCUGGUGUCUGAUCUUGAUCCAAACUGUUUGCAAAGGCCUUUAAAGUUCAGUUCCAGUGCUAAAAGGGUUAAGGCAUGUGUGUACAGUGUUCUCUGAGAUUCAGGGAUGAUACUUUUCGCUUUUGUGGAAGUUUUAAGGAAGUCUCUUUGAAACGAAAAUGUAGUUAAUGUGGUGAGUGUCGUUCUCGAUUAGCCUGUGCAAACUUAUGACACAUGUUUGACACUAUGAUUAAGAGAUGAAAAGCAAAGACCAUAACAGUUAAAAUUAUCGUCAGUAAUUAGCCAUUAUGAUUUUGCAAACCUCAAGUUACCGGAACGCAGGGCAUUCCGACUCAUGUGAAUAAAUAGUUAAAUGCAAAAGGAC
Molecule: messenger RNA, 5844 nt
Organism: Dreissena polymorpha
Lineage: Eukaryota; Metazoa; Mollusca; Bivalvia; Myida; Dreissenidae
Product: polycystic kidney disease 1 like 1-like
Exons: 24
Coding region: 2-4552 (1516 amino acids)
Biological process (GO): detection of mechanical stimulus
Cellular component (GO): membrane
Molecular function (GO): protein binding; calcium ion binding; calcium channel activity
Source: RefSeq, a predicted model, not a curated record